AUGGAUUCGGACCAUGAACAUGAUGGUCUCGAGCUGGACGAUGCCCCAUACGUUCACCAGAAGAAGAAGAAGAAACGCGCAGGAAGAAAGAAGAGGCGCGCAAUUACUGGCUUCGAAGGUGCAUUUCCCGCUGUCUGCUCACUUGGCGUCAUCCAUCUAACACGUAGUAGAAUACUAUGCCGAUGCGCCCACAACUCCAGAGGAGGCUCGCCGCGCAUCCAGACUUGCAUCCACCGCUUCCGCACCCGCCGGAACCUCAACAGUGAGCUCAGUACCUACUUCAACGAGUACAUGUUCCUCGGGGGCAUCGACACCUAUACCGCCUUUAGCCCAGAGCAGCUCGAGGACGGCGCGCUGAUCCCACGGGGCUGCGAGCCGACGACGCACGACGACGACGACGACGCCGCCGCCAACUCGCGAUUCUACGACGGCAACGCUCGCAACUGGACCGUCGACUUUGCCGCCGUCGCCGCCGGCUUCCUCUCCGUCUCCGUUCUGCCGCUGGCUGGAGUCGAAGCCGUGCCCACCGAGCGCGCCAUCGGCGUCGUGGAGAAUUUCCUCCGCUACGUGCUCCAGCACGACGUGUGCCCGGAGCACGCCGCCAACAUCUCCGAGGCGCUGCGCGUGUGUGACCGCGCGCGCGACGAGUGGCCCCGGUUCUGGCGGCUCGAGAGGUUGCUGCCCGGCCGGUUCACGCUCGCCGCGGCGCAGACGUUUGGUGUCCACGAGGAGGCGGACUGGUUCCUGGAGGGGCGCAACGAGGAGGCGGGCAAGGCACCGACCGAGGUGAAGCCCGAGGUCAUCUUUUACGCGUCGCUCGUCGCGGCGGGUGUGCGCGUGCCCAAGACGGAGAGCGGCCGGAGCGCGCUGACGGUGUCGCGCCAGUUUACGUGCUCGCUGACGCUGCGCAGCAUCGAGAUGCCCGACGAUGAUGUUUCCGGGUACUUUGAGCGGCUGGCGCUCGGCGCGGGCGCGGACACGAUGACGAGGCUGAAGCUGCAGCCGCUCGGGCGCGCCGUCUUCCGGCCGGCGGAGCUCCAGGACGGCUGGGUGCGCCAGGUGCCGUUCGAGGCGCUGCCCGCGGACGAGGAUGUCGUCUUCCUCCUGGAGCGGGACAUCCUUGAGGCCAUGACGGUGGGCACGCUAAUGACGGCGCACGUCUGCGAGCUCAGCUCGGGGCUGCGCUUCAUCAAGACGAUCGAGACGGUGCAGCCGUCGUUUUACACGUUUCUGCCGCAGCACCUGAUCAAGGACUACAAGCCGCCCAGGGCUAAUGACCGGCCGCCACCGUCGAUCCACGACAGAGCGGCGGCUGCAGAGGAGACGCAGGUGGAGCGGCCGCAGGAUGAGGAAUCGGAAGCAGAGGAGCUGAGCAAAGAGUAA
Beauveria bassiana ARSEF 2860 is the source of this 1383-nucleotide messenger RNA. RefSeq names its product argonaute siRNA chaperone complex subunit Arb1. NCBI's taxonomy places the organism in Eukaryota, Fungi, Ascomycota, Sordariomycetes, Hypocreales, Cordycipitaceae. The coding region runs from base 1 to 1383 and encodes 460 amino acids. Gene Ontology annotation, cellular component: ARC complex. The record is from RefSeq and is a predicted model, not a curated record. The transcript has 2 exons. Gene Ontology annotation, biological process: regulatory ncRNA-mediated gene silencing.